CUUUGGGUCUAAACUCAAAAGUCUAAAAAAAGAAUAAAACAAAGUUGGGGUAUAUAGUGGGGCCGGCCCUAACCAAUCUGCGGCGUGCCGCCAUAGAAACUUCCCCCGUGGUCGCCGUCGCCGUCGCUAGCAUCGGCUUCCGUCCAAAUCCCUCCAUCGAUAAGUAUGCUGAGAAGAUCAUUGUUGACAAGAAACUUCCCAGCAGCGUGGCGCCUUCUCCUCCUCCCUUCGUCUCGCUAUGUCGGCUCAGCAACCUCUAGACCUUGUUCAACCGUCCCUUCGACGGCUGCUGUUUCUACACCUCGGCCGUACGCACUCGAAUUCGGCGAGCACCGUCCUCCCAGUCCGUCGAAACGGCUGAAGUAUCGUAUCGACGUUUUGAAGAAGAUGCUGGAAAGGAAGGAAGGCGAUCUGCAGCCUGAGCCUUACGAUGAAGAAGACUGUCCUGAUCUUAAGGACUACGAAUACACCGAUUCGGAAACUUAUUGGGAUGGGGUUCCGGUUCUUGAAUCGGAGAUAGAGCCUCCUCUUAAAGAUUCGAUCCUCGAGUUCGGGAAGUACGACAAAGCUGAAGCGGAGUUGCUUCCUUCGAUCCAGAAAUCGCUCGUGGAGCUGAUGUUGUCGGGGGACCAUAACGAUUUGGUGCUGGUGAAACAUAAGCAGACCAGUACCAAUGCCAUUAGAAUGAAGAAGAGAUGGAAGGUCUUCUACAAGUAUGCCUACUUACUUCCAGAUGAGCUUACGGAGAAGCUGGAGAGGAUGACCAGGGAGUUGGAGGAUUUGGUGGAACGAGAGGAUCUUGAAGAAAAAGUUGAGUUCCUCCGGCUGCUUACAGAUCACUGGAAGAAAGCACUGAUGAGUUAUUCAAAUCGACUGGAAGCUGCUGGCAAAGAGGAGGAGGCCGCGCCACAACUUGACGUUGUCCAACCUUCGCCUGCUUCUGCUGCGCCGUACACGUCCAACGACGCCGCUUCAUAUGCGUUGGAGCAGCUCGGGAUCGGCUAUGGAUAUUUGGGACAUGACGAUUGGCUUUGGGAGUUCAAGGAACUGAUGGAAGAGUACUUCAAGGGCCGCAUAUCGAGGGAUGUGCUUCCCGACUUGAUCACGGAAUCGAUUCUCAAGUUCAGGUUUGAAGAAGUUGGUAAGAAGGAGGGACGACGACUGUGUCGUCAUGGGGACGUUGUCUAUGGAGAGAAAGAAGUGGUUGUACUCAAGAGAGGUUGGUGUUCGGAGGUGGAAAGAUUGAAGGAGAAGUUCCAGCAUGGUUUUGAGGACGUGCUUCCUGCUUUUAGAAAGAAACUUCUGGAAAUGAGAUUGUCUGGGAAACGCAGUGACUUGAUUGCUUACCAAGGCUUUUUAAGCUUCCGGAAACGCGAAUUUGAAUCGAGAGUCGAAUACUUUCACCGCUAUGCCCACAUGAUUCUUCCAGAUGAUGUUAAAAAGAAGCUGUUGGGUAAGUUGAGACAGUUAAGGGAUGAAUCUUGGGAGCAAGACUACGAAGAAUAUAGAGAUUUCGAGAGUGGGAUACUAAUGGAUUAUUUCAAGAGAUUGAAAGCGGAGGAGGAGGGCGCAACACAAACGCAGUUUCAUAUGGAUGGUGAUUAUGAGAAGAACACCCGAGAAAUUAAAGUGAAAUACGGAGUCUAUGAAUGAUGGAAGCUGCGAGGGAAUACAAAGUUGUGUUGAAGAAGCUGACCGAUUUUGUGGUGCUGUGAAAAUAAUAAUUGUGGAUGAUCAAUCAUAUUAGACGCAUAAUUCAGUGUUACACGGUUGUUUCUAGAGGUGAACAAACACACCGGCAAACCGACUCACCCGUCCAAUCCAACCCAACCCACCCGUAGUUAUCGUUAAAACGAAAGUUUUGGGUUGGGUGAGGGUUUUCUUGGGUACAACCCGCCUCCUUUGGGUUGGGUUUGGAUUUUGGAUUACACAACCCGUAGAACCCGACCCAACCCGUGUUCCAACUAUUAGUAUGAGUUCGGAUCUAAAAAAUAUUUAUGUCGUAUAUAGUCAUAUACUUAUGAGAAAAUUAAGAUAUUUCG
Molecule: messenger RNA, 2042 nt
Organism: Linum tenue
Lineage: Eukaryota; Viridiplantae; Streptophyta; Magnoliopsida; Malpighiales; Linaceae
Source: the annotation of a GenBank genome assembly